Medicago truncatula (barrel medic) is the source of this 1809-nucleotide messenger RNA. Its product is annotated as serine/threonine-protein kinase SRK2E. Bases 513 to 1610 code for a protein of 365 amino acids. Gene Ontology annotation, biological process: protein phosphorylation. Gene Ontology annotation, molecular function: protein serine/threonine kinase activity; ATP binding. The transcript has 9 exons. Lineage: Eukaryota; Viridiplantae; Streptophyta; Magnoliopsida; Fabales; Fabaceae. Gene Ontology annotation, cellular component: nucleus. The record is from RefSeq and is a predicted model, not a curated record.
AAUAUGUAAUAAAAUAUCUAGUGCCACAUUUACAUAUACAUACAUGUAUCUAGAUUCUCUGGUUUUGGAUAAAAUCAAAAACAUAAACAUUGGAGUGAGUGAGAAACAAACUCAACAACCUUCUACACACACAACACAAACAUAAUAGAAAGAGAAAAAAAGAUCAAAGUGUUGUUCACUUCACAUUCACGAGCUAACUAUCACACCGCCCAUGUUCUUCUGCAACAUCAACCACUUCUUCAGAUUUUAGUUGGUGAACCUUUUUCACGUGUCUUAACAACAAUAAUAACAUCAAUAACAAUCAUAAAAACUUGUUUUUUUUUUCUUGUAAAAAAAAAAAUUGUUCAGUUUUCUAAAACCAUAAUCUAACACCAACCCACGUUUUCUUUUUCAAAGAUCUGAUAUGGGUUUUUGAAGUUUGAAUGAGAGUUAAAUUUUCUUAUGUUGGUAUGUUGAUAAAUUGAAAAAAGGUGAUAUUUUUGGUUUUUUAAAAAAAACAAAGUUGAAGAAAAAUGGAUCCUACUAUGAACCAUGUUGGACAUGGAGGAAUGGAUAUACAGAUUAUGCAUGAGAGUGAUAGAUAUGAGCUUGUACGUGAUAUUGGUUCUGGGAAUUUUGGAGUGGCUAGGCUUAUGAGAGAUAAACACACUAAUCAACUUGUUGCUGUCAAGUAUAUUGAGAGAGGUGAUAAGAUAGAUGAAAAUGUACAAAGGGAAAUUAUAAAUCAUAGAUCACUGAGGCAUCCCAAUAUUGUCAGGUUCAAGGAGGUCAUACUUACCCCUACACAUUUAGCUAUUGUGAUGGAAUAUGCUUCCGGAGGAGAGCUAUUUGAGCGAAUAUGCAAUGCAGGACGGUUCAGCGAGGAUGAGGCACGGUUUUUCUUCCAACAACUUAUAUCAGGGGUUAGCUACUGUCAUGCAAUGCAAGUAUGCCAUCGUGAUUUGAAGUUGGAGAAUACAUUGCUUGAUGGUAGUCCGGCUCCCCGUUUGAAGAUUUGUGAUUUUGGGUAUUCAAAGUCAUCAGUGCUACAUUCACAACCAAAAUCUACGGUCGGUACCCCUGCUUAUAUCGCUCCUGAAGUUUUGCUCAAAAAGGAAUACGAUGGCAAGAUUGCAGAUGUGUGGUCUUGCGGGGUGACCUUAUAUGUCAUGUUGGUGGGUGCGUAUCCUUUCGAGGAUCCGGAGGAGCCUAAAAAUUUCCGGAAGACUAUUCAUAGGAUUUUGAAAGUCCAAUACUCAAUACCUGAUUAUGUUCAAAUAUCUCCCGAGUGCCGUCAUCUGAUCUCAAGGAUCUUCGUUGGAGACCCUGCACAGAGAAUAAGCAUGCCGGAGAUUCGAAACCAUGAUUGGUUUUUGAAGAACCUUCCAGCUGAUCUUAUCGUGGGGAAUACAACAAGCGAGCAGUUUCAGGAGCCUGAACAACCAAUGCAAACAAUUGAAGAAAUAAUGCAGAUAAUUAGCGAGGCUACUAUUCCAGCAGCCGGAACUCAUCAGUCUCUCACUCAGUAUCUUACUGGUAGCUUGGACAUCGAUGACGAAAUGGACGAGGAUAUAGAUACUGAUCCCGAUCUUGAUAUCGAUAGCAGUGGUGAAAUAGUAUAUGCAAUGUAAGCUGCUAUAGAAAACUAACUUUUAGGGUCAGUGAGCUUUUGAAGUAGCUGGAAGAAAAAGAUACAUCUACAAGGAAGGAUUCUGCAAUGUUGUGUAUAUUUUCUAAGCUGUGAGAGGAUCCUGUUUACAUGAUGCUUUGUAUUUAUUUAUUGAUGUGUGAAUUUGUUAUAUUAUAUGAAGUGAUUGUCUUUCCUUUUCA